This is a messenger RNA of Triticum aestivum (bread wheat), 1288 nucleotides long. RefSeq lists its product as uncharacterized. The record is from RefSeq and is a predicted model, not a curated record. NCBI's taxonomy places the organism in Eukaryota, Viridiplantae, Streptophyta, Magnoliopsida, Poales, Poaceae. Bases 308 to 1288 code for a protein of 326 amino acids. The transcript is spliced from 3 exons.
GUUUCUCCUUUUUUGUUAAGUGGGUACUUAUCCCUUGUUCACCUAUCCCCUAUAUAAAGCAACGAGGAGCCAUCAUUGUAACACCUGAUCAUUGAUUAAUAAAGCUGGUCUCCUCCAUCUCCCUGUGUCACUUUUACUUUCGACUACUUCGACUACUUCGUCUACGACGCUCGCUCUCGCUCCGCAACCUCGGACCGGACUCGCCGGCGGAGUUGCGGAACACGUUAUCAGCACGCUUCGCUCCAUCAACUCUCCGUCAAGCCUGCGUCAAGCCUGCAUCACGCAGGCUUUCGUCGAUCCCGCGGAGAUGGCCGGAAUUGCCCACAAGGAGUUUCCUGAGUUGGCCCAGACAGGGCUGAACUACCUGUCAUGGUCCUCGGACUGCGAGAUCUUUCUCCAGGGCAAAACCCUCCUGAGGGCGAUCGGUAAGGGGGCCCAGCUGGCCGUCACUGAUCCCAAGUUCGAGACUGAGAAUGCGCAGGCUCUGCACUUUCUCCGUCAUCACCUGUCACCUACUCUGAAAGAUGAGUAUAUGGCUGAGCGCAGUGCUUCUGGCCUUUGGACCGCUCUUAAGCAGCGGUUCGAGCGGCUGAAGUACACUGUGAAGCCACGUGCAGAGGCAGAGUGGAUCCGUCUGAGGUUUGCGGACUUCAAGACGGUUGGGGAGUACAAUUCGGCUCUGCACCGGAUUUGUACGACUCUUCGGUUGUGUGGUACUGAGAUUACCGACUCCCAGAAGAUUGAGAAAACCCUAUCCACUUUCCACCCCGACGCGGUCCAGUCCUCACGGAACUACCGCCAGGGGAACUACACGAGGUAUUCAGAGUUGAUUGACGUCCUCCAGGUGGCGGAGGCGCAAGACGAGGUUCUCAAAAAGAACUUUGUCGCGCAACCACUUGGGGGGAGAUCUCGCCAGGGGGUGCACGCUCUCAAAGUCCGCAAGCCUCAACAGAAGAAGAGGGGCCGGAAGGGCAAGAAGAAGGGCCCUCACCCCCCGCCCCGGCUAAGCAGAACAAGCCGGGCAAGGGAGGACAACGGCCUCAGGACUGCUUCCGUUGUGGCUCGGUGGAGCAUUUCUCCCGCCAAUGCGACCCCCGUGGUGCCCAUCGCGGCAGCUUUGGCGGUCUCUACCGAGGCCCACGUCGCCAUGGAGGUUGACCAUGUGGCCGCCUCGGCAGCGCCGCCACUAGACAUUGAUGCUGCCUCCAAGAUAAUUUCUGAGGAGGAUCAGCUCACUAGUAUGGAGAUUGCGGCGGAAGUGAAUGGCUUCUUCACCGAGUCCACUUAG